Rhinolophus ferrumequinum (greater horseshoe bat) is the source of this 4699-nucleotide messenger RNA. RefSeq names its product transmembrane protein 150C (gene TMEM150C). The transcript is spliced from 8 exons. The record is from RefSeq and is a predicted model, not a curated record. The coding region runs from base 644 to 1393 and encodes 249 amino acids. Lineage: Eukaryota; Metazoa; Chordata; Mammalia; Chiroptera; Rhinolophidae.
UAACAAGAGGAGGAGACACUGGGAGAAAGAGAGCAAGCUGUCGCUAGGAGGGCGGCCUUGGAGUAGCUAUUCAUUGCCAGGGUCAGAAGUUGGCCCUGUGUUUGUUCUUUACGAUGAAAGGAAACCGCGGGAGAGCGCUGAGUGGUGGAGAACGACAUUUAGCCAGUGGGCAUGAAAAUGAAUUUUAGCUGUAAUGUGCAAAAACCCUAGGUGUAUGGACAGAAGGGAACCAGCCAGAAGGUUACAACAGGUCAGGAAUAAAUAACCACCAGGCGGAGGAUCCCAGAUUCCGUCCUUCUUUUGUUGGGUGAGGAGCGCUAGGCAAACGCAUCCACAAAGGCUUUGGAAAGAAGCAGUUUGACCGUCCACACUCGGCUGUAGCCCCGGGUAACUAUUAGGAGCCCCCGAAGGGUGGUAGAAGCGGAGGCCCGGGAAGCUCAGCCCUCGCUGGGAGGCCUCGCAGCAGGGACCCCAGGCCACCGCGCGGCAGGCGGGCAGAUCCCACCCCUUCCUGAAAGAAGCGCCCUCCUCGCCGAGACUGCCGCCGCCGCCGCCGCCGCCGCCGCGCCGCCACCGCCGCCGCCGCAGGUCACGGCCCCGCGAGGUGUCCGCGGCCCCGCCGCACGGAAGCAGGGGUACAGGCAUGGAUGGGAAGAAAUGCAGCGUAUGGAUGUUUUUACCUCUUGUAUUUACUUUGUUUACUUCAGCUGGAUUGUGGAUAGUAUACUUUAUAGCUGUGGAAGACGACAAAAUUUUCCCGUUAAAUUCAGCUGAAAGGAAACCUGGUGUGAAGCAUGCACCGUAUAUAAGUAUUGCAGGUGAUGAACCUCCUGCAAGCUGUGUGUUUAGUCAAGUUAUGAACAUGGCAGCAUUCCUAGCUCUUGUGGUAGCUGUUCUUCGCUUCAUACAACUGAAACCAAAGGUUUUAAAUCCGUGGCUGAAUAUUAGUGGAUUGGUGGCACUGUGUCUGGCUUCCUUUGGAAUGACCUUACUUGGUAAUUUUCAGCUCACUAAUGAUGAAGAAAUCCAUAAUGUCGGAACCUCCUUGACCUUUGGAUUUGGCACAUUGACCUGCUGGAUCCAGGCGGCAUUGACCCUCAAAGUCAACAUUAAGAACGAAGGACGGAAAGUUGGAAUUCCACGAGUUAUUCUCUCAGCAGUGGUCACUCUCUGUGUAGUCCUCUACUUCAUCCUCAUGGCCCAAGGCAUCCACAUGUAUGCAGCCAGGGUCCAGUGGGGACUGGUCAUGUGCUUCCUGUCUUACUUUGGCACCUUUGCUGUGGAAUUCCGGCAUUACCGUUAUGAGAUUGUUUGUUCCGAGUACCAGGAGAAUUUCCUAAGCUUCUCAGAAACCCUGUCUGAAGCGUCUGAAUAUCAAACUGACCAGGUGUAACCCAUCAGUUUUUCCUUGCUGGUGAGGUGGGUGUGAUCAUGGGGGAGGGCCCAGGAGGACACACCCACAGGACUUGACACAUAACCUCAUGACACAUUUUACACACACACACACACACACACACAUACACAUACACACACACACAUUCUCAAACAUGUUCAUGGCCACAUUUGCCAAAUGAGCUUUUCAGGGUAUUAUUUCUUUAACAAAAAAGCACAAGCCUUUAUGUGUCAAAAUACACCGUUACACUGAAAAUAUAUGCACGACAGAGCAAGAAGCUUGUGCAUGAUCACCUUUAUCCCUCUCUCUCCCAAUACUCCCUGUUCUUCUCAUUCUCGUCACAUAUUUCAGACAUUGUGAUCACCCUACUAUAGGGUAGGGCAGGUCAAAUGUAAUAUGGGAAUAAUGCCAGUUCCCGAAGUUGCCUUCAGAUCCAAAGGGCUUGGAACCAGCUCAUGAGGAAGUUCUGAAUCUGGCACUAACACUCUAAUGUAUAGAGUGUCAUCUGAUUGGAUGGAAACUGUAUAGAGAUGUGACCUUGUGUAACCUGUGAAAAGGCAUGGGAUCAAGGAUAGAACUUUCCCACAAAAGCGCCAUCAUUGUUCAGUGGUUGGAGGUGAGGAUUCAGUGAAAGGAAUACGCUACAAACUGUGAAGGUGAAACCCACCACGGUGAUUUGGACUAAACUGUGACUGAGAAGUAUUACCAAUGUGCAUAUUUGUAGGGACAUGGCCUACGAGGAAUGGAACAAGAUGGGGCAGCCAGGGCGCGGUUUCAUUUUUGCUUUGAUAGUAUGCUCUGUAUAGUUUUUGUUUUAUAUUUCAUGGCUUACCUUCUUUUUUGCAGUAACUACCAACGGUCUCUCAAAGCUUCUUGGACAAAGAUGUAGGCCAAAUGCAAGAGAUGAGCUUGUUUUGUUUAGGUUCAACCAUGAUAAAAGAAAAAAAAAAAUGGUGACCUGCAGGCUUAAUUUGCUGCUUUUAUGUUUGAAGCUAAGAAAAUGUUCACAGAAAAGCACAAAGAAACAUGUGUGGAGGUAAUAAAAAGAGCUCCUGCUGGACAUUUAUAAAAGAUAGGAGUUUUAAAGCAUCUUGUUACAAGUCCAAAUCAGGGGAGAGUCUCUUAAUAUGUAUCGCUAGCUCAAAUUUAGUAUUUUGGGGAGGUUAAGGGCUUUGCAUAUUUGGAAUUUGUAGAAGCCAAUUAAAGGGUUACCCUCCCCCCAAAACAAAUUGUCACAGCUGUCCCCAACUACCUAACAUGUAGUUGCUACCAGCUAAGAGUUUAGAACUCAAUCUGUAGGCCUGGGCUUUUGAGGCUAUGCUUCAUAAAGAACAGAAUUCUAAAUUCAGCAUGUGUUGGUGUAGGCCAAGUUGACAACCCUCUGUGAGUGCACUUUGUUUCAAGAGAUCCCCAAAUUUACUUUAUAGGGGACUGGGAUUUCAUGGACUAUAAUGUGAAAAACAUUGUUUUUUAAUUCAACCCAAACUCAGCUUCUUGGGGUGGGGUGGGGGUCAAUGACUUUUCAUCUCUGUAUUUAUCUCCACCUCCUAGCACAGUGCCUGGCACAUAAUAGGUGCUCAACAAAAUGUCUGUUGAAUAGAAUUAUUGUUAAUUUAAGAGUAGAAAAAAGGAGUAUCAAUAAAGGCUCAAAGACGAGUGAGAGAGAAUAGAAGAUGACUAUUUCAAGGAAGAUGGGAAUGGCAGAAAUGAGUAAGGGUCAUGUGGGGAGUGAGAAUACUUGUAAGUGAUAAGUAAAAUGUGAGGAAAAGAAUCAAACAGAGUAUUCUAUUAAAAAGGCAUCUUACUGUAAAUAGUCCAAGGUGACAUUAUUUUAGAAUACUGCUUUUGGGUUUUUUUUCCUUUUUAUAUUUUAAAAUUUUAAUCAGAGAACAAACAUUUAUGAACUUUUCUUUUACUCGAUCCAAAUUAAACAGCUUUUGGUGAUGCACUGUACACUUUCUUAAGAGUAUAUCUAAUAGCACAUUUUAGCAGAAUCAAGCAAUGAGUGGCAUUAUUCAUUGGGAUCUGACCACUAAAUAAAAUUCUUUUAUUCAGAAUUGUGAUUUGUAUCUUACAUUAACAUCUCUUCUCUAAUACUGAAGCAUGUGUAAACUCAAUGAGACGUUAUGUUGAAAAUGAACUUCACUGUUCAUUUUCAGUGUUAUGUUGGUAAUUUAUUUCUAGGGUGUUUUCUAACACCAACAACCAAUUCUCUGAUUUUCCUGACACCCACUGGAUGUCCUACAAUUCAGUUUGAUUCUGACACUAACUACCCAGAGCUAUCGUCAGACCCCACAGGUUUAAGGGGGUCCCACAAGACUGCUUUCACUUCAAAUGCCAGCUACAAGUAUUGGGCCCCAAAUUACCCAUACUUCUGUCCAACUUGGCUAUAAAGUUGGGGAGUUCCCACAACUCCCUUCCCUUUUAAGUUUGGUAAUUUGCUAGAAGGGCUCACAGAACUCAAGAAAACAUUUUACUUCCAUUCACCUGUUCAUUAUAAAGGAUAUAACUCAAGAACCACCAAAUGAAAGCAAUACAUAGGGCAUAGAAAGGGAAGGAUGGGUGCAGGGGUAUGCCAUCCUCCCAGCAUUUCAACGUGUUCUCCAACCCAGAAGCUCUGAAUCUGUUCAAGAGUUUAUAGAGCUCACUCUCCAGCACCCUUCCCCACCCACUUCCCGGAGGUAGGUCAGGAGGUCUAAUCACUUGGUCAUUUCCGGUUGACCAGCUUCAUCCUAAGGCUAUCUAGGAGCCCCACCCUAAGGGACUUCAUUAACAUAAACUCGGGGUUCAUUAUGAAUAACAAAAUACACUCCUAUCACUCAGGAAAUUCCAAGAGUUUUAGCAGCUCUGUAGCAGGAAGUGAGAACAAAGACCAAAUAAUUUUUGUAUUAUACCAUACAUUUAAAUAAAGAUCAAGAUGACAGAACCUUCUAGGAGUUAAGAACAACAGCCUUCUCUAAGAGGCUGAGCCCAGGGCAUCUGCAUUUGGAAUGAGCGGCCCUGGAGGCUCUAAUGCAGACGGCCUAGAGAACUGUGUCUGAAAUACACUAAACUACGUUGUUGGUAGUCCAUCUAAGUCAAAGAAGCAAAGUUCCCCUCCUGGUUAAGAGAGAAAUAUAUUUUUUUAAAGGUUAACAUUUUUAAGGUUCAAUAGGUUUUUUUUACUUAAUGGAGGACUGACAGUGAGGUAAAGUUUUAUUACCUGUGUUGUUUAUUGUUGUUGCUUUUUUUGCCUGCCCCUGGUAUGGGAAAGUAAAGCCUUUGUAUCCUGAAAUUUGUAAUCUAUUACUUAUAAUGGAGCAGGAA